Cladocopium goreaui is the source of this 1431-nucleotide messenger RNA. The record is from the annotation of a GenBank genome assembly. Lineage: Eukaryota; Dinophyceae; Suessiales; Symbiodiniaceae.
AUGACCCAAGGUCGGCGCCCGGAGAGGGCGCUGUGUGUGAGAGUGUUGAACCGUGUCGCACGCAAGUGUGGCCUGCAACCAGUCGCUGACAAUGCUGCCCGAGCCAAAGUGGAAUCGCUUGCAGCAGAUGUCCUGGCCCGUGACCUUCUUCCUGCCGAUGUGGAGGCAGUGAACAAUAGCAUGCAAAAGUACCAAGCGACUUUUGAAGCAGCAGUGCCAAACCCGGAGGGUCCUCCGCAGCCUUUGGCAAGUCCAACAACCUACAAAUUUCAAGCCGUGCAGUUGACGUACAAUUCUUCAGCAGCUGCGUUUGUGUCCCAGGACUUCGUAGAACUUGAAGCUUUGUUUGAACGGUUCAAAGUCUUUUUGGCUUCUUUGCGAGCAUCUUUGUCUGUGAUUGGCGUCUCUGCCACCAUGGAGCGGGCAUCACCUGAGCGAGUUCAUUUGCAUGCCUACUUGCAUCUGUCCAAGCCAUUCCACCGUCGUGGGGCUGACGCCUUGGACAUGUUCAAGUUUGAAGGCUCAUCGCCUCACGUGGAGCCCAACAGGGCAUCUGGGAAGGCCUACAUUGGUGCUGUGCGGUUCAACUUCAGUGAUUGGCCACCUUUCCAAGCUUAUGGCGUGGAAGGAUGGUGGUUGGACAACUUGCUGAAGGCCGGGAAGCUUGAGCGGCAUGUCUAUUUGCGUUUGGCGGCCCAGGUGACAGUGGGUUUCCAGAAGCGUUUGGCAGAUUGCCGCGCCGCGGAAAGGUUUGAGCAUGACUUGCGAGUGCAGGAAGCAGUGGAAGCAGUGGAUGCUGCCACAGGUGAACUGCAACAAGCCAUUUUGCCCAUGAAGACCUUUGAUGUGGUGGAGGAGUUCAUUGCCUGCCAUGACGGCGCAGCACGCUUCCGCAGACCAAUCCUUGCCAUUGUUGGCGGCACUCGCCUGGGGAAGUCCAUGCUUGCAGUGGACAUACUCAAACGCAUUGCGGGCUGUUUGAACUUGCCAAGCUUUUUGGAGAUCACAGUGGAAGACAGCGAGCAGAUGGACUUAGCUGACUUUGACAGAGGCCAGCACACUGGAGUCAUAUUGGAUGGAGUUGGUGAUGCUUACUUUCUCAAGCGGAAUCGAGAGGUUUUGCAGGGGCGCCCCAAAAUUGUCAAGGGUGCCCGAUCGGCCACCAAUGUUUACAGCUACAAGUACUCCUUUUGUUCCAGGGCAGUGGUUGCAACAUUUGACUUGGGGGCAUCCAACCUGACGGCUUUGAAGUCUGACCACUGGUUGCAAAACCGAAACAAGGUGCAGUUGCUCUGGCUGGAGGCCCCUGUUUACCGUCAGCCAAGCCUACCGACUCCAGCUGCUGAUGUCUGGAAUGGCUCCGAGGACGGCCGCCGCAAAAGGCGUUGGAUUGGUUCGCCUGCGCGUGUUCUUGACUUUGGCGCCAGCUAA